GUAACCACGUGGGUGUAAACAAACCGCUGGAGCCGCGGUUCGUGUGUUUUGGGCGCUUUUCCCGCCGCAGAUGGAGAUUUUCGGGAGCACGUUUGACGACUCGGUGUUUUCGGAGUCCAGAGAUCGAGCGAGUGUCUCGGUUUCCUCCUACAGCCCCAAACUCUGCGAAUCCGAGUGGUUUUGUCAGAGUGAAGCUCUCGACACCGACGAUUCUCUGGAGAAACAGAAAGUCUACAAGUUCAGAGGGGAUCUGGCUGUGAGACGAGGAGACUAUCAGAAAGCUCUGGACGCCUACAGCAGCUGCCUGCAGUGGAUCGCCGACAACAACCUGACCAUCCGGCGAGACGUGCUGGAGGGGAUGGCCCGGUGCUGCACCAGGCUGGGGCAGAGGGAGCGAGCUCUGCACCUCACCGAGCUGCUGAGCAAAGAAGCCUCCAACACCUGUCACCUGACCAGCCUGCUGCUGCUGAAGGUCAGCAUCUUCCAGCACUUCGGAGCCGUGGAGUCCAGCGUGUGUGUUCUGCAGCAGCUGUGCAGCCUGCUGCCCUUUAACCCCUGGCACUGGCUCAGUCUGGGUCAGACCUGCGAGCAGCUGCUGGGGCGCCACAGGAGCGCAGGAUCACCAGGAGCAGCGGAGGAGCAGGAGGCUGGGCAGGUGGAGGAGGAGGAAGAGGAGGAAGAGGAGUUCAGCCAGGACAGAAUCUGGCUCAAGGCGUGUGCCUGUUUCAUCAGGACGAGGCUCCUGCUGAGGAUCCUCCAGCAGCAGCAGUCGUCCUUCGUGCUGCGGCGCAGUGAGAGCGCCCUGCAGCUGAUGGAGGAGGCGCUGCGGCGGCUGCAGCCCGGUGAGCCCCGCCUGCAGGCGCUCACAGAGGUGAUGUCCGAGGACCUGGUCCCGGAGAAGAUGAGGGAGGACUACCAGGACGGGGAGAGUCUGAGCAGCGUGAGCCUGCAGAGCUUCAGGGAGCGCUGGUGGGACAAGGUGUUACUGAGAGGACGGGGAGCGUCCCAGGGGACGGGGACGGACACGGAGACGUGAGAGGAGGCGGUGUGAAGCAGAACUGGGACUCAUGGAAAGUUACCAGAAGGUUUCAGAUUGUCUGGAGGACGGCUGUGAACGUCGACAGGCUGAAAACCAGACGGAGUCCUGAAGACUCGGCGAUCCUCCUCACACCGUCAGCCGAUCACUGUGGGACGGUCAAACCUCUGUGACUUUUUAAAAGUGAAUAAAAUGCUAUCUCAUGAAGUUUAAUAGUGUAAAUCACUCAAAAAAUCACUUUGUGUGAGGAGUGUCUGUUUUUAAUUUGCAAAGAAAGACGUUUUUUAAAAGAAGCACGAUGAAAAGCCACAGGGGAGCCAUGAAUGUUGUUACAACAUGGUUUAAAACAUAAAUGUAACAGUUUCAGACUUUUUCUGUAGGCGACUGUCAGUGCAACAGGACUAAACUGUGUCUGUGUGAUACGUUUAAAGUGCAGGUUCAUCACAGUUUCCUCUUGCUCUGGUAUUUCCCCAUAUAUUCAGUGAUUAGAAUGAACUUGUUACGGUUAGAACGCUGUCAGACAUGUUCUGCCUGAACUCUGUUGUGCCUUUUGCUUUUUAUUUAAUAUUUUAAUGUUGCUCAUGUUGGUUUUGAAAAGAAUAAAUGAAAUGUGAAAUGUUGAAAUGUUUGGCUGUAUUUCAUGAAGAGAAGCAGGUUUAAAGUUACUUUGAGAUGAUUACACAGUGGAAAGUGUGACUUCAGCUCCACCAUACUCCACUUUGUAUCGUCUCUGCUUCAUUCAGACGGUGGUGAUGGAGAGCUGAAAGCGACCCACGGUCAACACACCUCAUUUACACUGAAUUAUCACUUAAAAGAUCAAAUUAUAUUUAUUAUUUUGAUUGAAACCAAUUGAACUCAUUGACGAGAGGCUCUUUUAUCAGGAUGUUGAAAAUUAUGGAUUUUUAAUGUGAUUAAAAAAACUGC
Molecule: messenger RNA, 1960 nt
Organism: Salarias fasciatus (jewelled blenny)
Lineage: Eukaryota; Metazoa; Chordata; Actinopteri; Blenniiformes; Blenniidae
Gene: c11h8orf76
Product: chromosome 11 C8orf76 homolog
Exons: 8
Coding region: 71-1036 (321 amino acids)
Molecular function (GO): protein binding
Source: RefSeq, a predicted model, not a curated record